CCCCGUCUCAAAUGUCCAAGCCGAAAUCGUUCACAAUUAUAGAUUCAGUAAUCAAACUCAAUCGUCUUCUUCAUUCAAUUUCUCUGUGUAAAAAUGUCUGGCCGCGGAAAGGGAGGAAAGGGUUUGGGAAAGGGAGGAGCCAAGCGUCAUAGGAAGGUUCUCCGAGACAACAUCCAGGGCAUCACGAAGCCGGCCAUUCGCCGCCUGGCUCGCAGAGGUGGCGUGAAGCGGAUCUCCGGUCUGAUCUAUGAGGAGACCAGAGGCGUUCUUAAGAUCUUUCUAGAGAAUGUGAUCAGAGAUGCGGUGACCUACACCGAGCACGCUAGGAGGAAGACUGUGACGGCGAUGGAUGUUGUUUAUGCGCUGAAGAGGCAGGGAAGAACCUUGUACGGGUUCGGUGGAUAGACGAGUUCUGAUUAUUUCUCGAUGCUUCUAAAUUUGGGAUUUCAUCUUUUGAAUAGCUCGUACUACUAUUGUUAUCGCUGUUUCUGGGAACUUAGAACAUGUGUAAUGCUAACAACUUCAGUAAUAUAAGCAAGAUGUUGAUUUUGUCAGUUCAAUUUGAUUGCAGUGUGAUGUUGUUGCGACUUGUGAGAUUUGGAUGUGAAGUCCUUUCUGCUAUUUCAUCGCUUUAGUUGUUCCUUUUUCCAUGAUGCGAUUUUCACUGACAUUAGGCUGUGAAACGAUAAAUUUAGGGCAUUUAAUAAAAAUAAAUCGACACCUGCUGUUUCAUUUGAACUCCAUUUGUAGAGAGUUUUUUUUUUUAAUUUUCAUUGGCUCCCUGCGCAUAAUUUUGAUCAACAGAAAGGUUCCCUUGGAUUUUUUUAUUACAAAUCCUACUUAGCUUCAAAGGCAGUGACAGCCAUGGAUGCUAGGAAUCAUCCACCUGAAGUUUUAGAACUUCCACAUGAAGUCUAAGGCUGGAUUUUCCUGAGCUGCUCCAGUUGACAAUUUGAUCGCGUGUAAUGACAAUCUGGGAUUUCAUCUUUUACUCUUUUAGCUCGUAAGUUAUCACUGUUUUUUGUUCACCUUAGAUCCUAUGUAAUGCCAACAACUUGAGUAAUCUAAGUAAGAUGUUGAUUUUCUCAGUUCAAAUCCAUUCCAGUGUGAUGGUGUUGUGAGAAUUGGAUGUGAAGUUCUUUUUUCUGUUU
Molecule: messenger RNA, 1151 nt
Organism: Cuscuta epithymum
Lineage: Eukaryota; Viridiplantae; Streptophyta; Magnoliopsida; Solanales; Convolvulaceae
Source: the annotation of a GenBank genome assembly